CGUGACCGUGGCAUGUUUAUAUUUUUUGCUGCAGAUUUGGAAUUAAAUAUGGAAUUGUGCUUAUUUAGAUCAAACUAGGAUUUGGAGCUUCAGGCACAAUUAAAUCGGACAGUUCCGAGAUCAUUUUGGAUAUAUAUUAGUGUACAUUGGCCGACAGGAAAAACGGUAAAACGCUUUUACAUAAAUCCUUUGAACUGAUUCUCUACAUUCAAACGCCAUUCCUAACUAUUUAGUAGGCUAACCACAUAUUCUAACUUACUAAAGACCAGUUACGGAAAAAAUCACAGUGGCCAGUGGAAUAGACUAUAAUAUAGCUAUUUUGAUAAUUUUUGCUGAUUAAAACAAUACCCGAGGUCACAUCGGCCUGAGUAGCUCAAUGCGUUGCUGAAAUGGAAUGGAACGGUGUAAGCCCAGUGCUAUCCUCUUUCAAUUGAAAUAAAAAAAAAUCUACAUAAAUGCUGGAAAGAUGGCAUGUAGUAACAAUGACCAUGAAUAUUCUGACUCGAGCGCUGGUGAAGAUGAAACCCAAAGCCAGAUCCCAAGUGCACAACGUACAUGGGAUAAACUUUUCGAAACAUUGCAGGAACUGCCGAAAGAUGUGUAUAUUGAAAGACUGUUGUCGUUGUGUGAGCACAGUAACCUAUCUAUAGAUGGUUUCAGGGAUUAUCUACUCAUCAGAGCACGAAUGGAACGCUCUGAAACACCUAAAUUCAAGCUGAUAGCAAGGAAAGGUGGACGGAGUGAAGAUCGCAAAAGCAAACUUGCUAGUGAUUGCUACGCACUUUAUCAAUUCACAGAAGGCAAUAGUGUUGCAGACCUCAUGUCAAUAUUCACGAAAACUCCAAUAGUUGACAAUGAACAUACGUCACGCUUCGCUAGAUCAUUUAUUUCAAAUGAUGAUGUUUGCGACCCUGAUUCCAUCAAUCAACAUAGUCAACCGACUACGUCAACCCACUUCUCAAUGAUGGAGACCAUGAUGUCUUAUAUAUUUACAAUUAAAGGAACAUGCGCUGAAAUUUCUCAAACCCUCGAGCUACAAAAUGCUGAAAUUAAAGACCUACAAAAACAAAUUAAGCAAUACAAACAAAGUGAACAAACAAUCAGAGACUGUGAGGCAAAAGCCAAAAAUGAGCUAAAACAUGUAAAAUUACUGUUAAAAGAAAGAGAACACGAAGUCUCUGAAUUUAAAUCCAAAAUGCAAAGUUAUGAAAAUGAUGUUAAACAACGACUAAAUGCUCUUGAAGGAAAAGUCGGAACUGUCCACAAGAAUGUUAAUGAACUUAAGGAUACUUAUUCUCGUAAACGGUUUGUAUCAACUGCUAACCAACAUGAAACAAUGGACGCUACUGAUCCCACGAGUCCAGUGCCUGACAUAUGUACUUCCCCAAAUGACCAUAACAGUAUGUCGUCAUCUCCUCAGCAAAAAACGACUAACAGCUCUGCCAAGCAGUCAUCGGUCAAUGCAGAUACGACUAAGGAAAGAGGUGACAAUAUGGCCAAACCUGACUCGUCCAAACGUGUAAGGACAACACCUACUACAAGUGAAGGUAAACGGACACCUUCUUCACCCUGUGAACAUUCCUUUUGCCUAGCAGCCACAACUAAGGUGAAUACUAUUCCUGUUGUAACUUCAUACAGACAAGAAUCUAAUGACACAGCUGUUACUAACAACGAUGACGAAGGUGAACACGACAUUGGAUUCUCGGGAUAUCAACGCCCACGUAACAGACGGCAAAACAUAAAGCGCUUAUUCGUAUCGCGUCUUCGAUCCAAAUUGCCAUUUGGUGAUCUUAGUAAGAAAAUUCAAUCUUUCGCCCUUAGCAAGGGUGUGACAAUUACAUUCGUCCGUCUCCUUAAAACGUAUACUUCAAACUUUGGCCUUACUCAUUCAUAUUCAUUACGGAUCAAUGUACUUGCACAGCAUAGCCAUUCUGUAUUAGAUGACCAACAUUUUUGGCCAGACGGUGUACUUUGUAAAGAAUGGAUUCCAAACUAUAAGAGCAACACUGAACAAGACAAUUCAUGGGAAUAAAUCUUAUAUUUAUAUCUUUAAUAAUGACAAUUAGACUCCUAUCAUGGAAUGUACAAGGGGUUAUGCAUAGCACCCCAUACUUGUGUAAGAGACUACAGCAAACUGAUAUAUGCAUCAUCCAGGAGCACUGGUUGUACCCAAGUAAUGUGAAUUACUUAAAUACAAUUGACUCAGAUUUUAAAAGCGUUGCUGCUUGUGAUAAAACCCUAUCAAUUGAUAUAGUAAAUAAACGGCGUGGUUGUGGGGGAGUAGCUAUACUUUAUAGAAAAAGCAUUAAAUAUGUGUGUGAUCUAGAAAUAUCGAGUGAUAGAAUUUGUGGUAUCCAGAUUACCUUAUCAAAAGAACCACUUUUUAUAAUUGGUGUGUAUCUUCCCUCUACUAAUAAAUCAACAUAUGAAUAUAGGGAAUACAUUAGCGAUCUGAAAGAUGUAUGUGAUAGAUAUAAUAGUAUAGGAACUGUUAUUCUUGCUGGGGAUUUUAACGGUCAUCUUUCAGCCUCAAAGUGUGGGCCACGAUUUUUUGGAACACCCAAUGAACGUGGCAAAUAUAUUGAGCAGUUUUUAGAUGAUUGCGAAUUUGUAUGUGUCAAUACGCAACAAGUCACUACUGGUCCACUGUAUACAUACACUAGUAGUGACAUGAUGCACCAGUCUCUCAUUGAUUUUAUCAUGAUACCAGGUUCUAAACUGGAUUUAGUUAAAAGAUGCUCUGUCACAGAUGAUCAUGAUCUGAUUCUAUCAAACCAUUGUCCAAUAUUUAUGGAAUUUUGCAUCGAACAAAAAUUAAAAAAGUAUAGCGAAGUAACAAUGCUGAAGUGGAAUAAAUCCUCCAGAGAAGAUUUAAUGAAUUAUCGUGAAUCACUGAAGAGAAAACUAAGGUCAAUUAAUAUGAGCAAUGCAACGAAUGAAUCAGAUCUUGAGCAUUAUACAUCUGAUAUUAUGAAUGCUAUUAAAGAGGCAGCAAAUAGUGCAAUUCCAAAAUCGUGUUUUAAACAUUUUUUAAAUCCAUUUUGGAAAUUUGGUAGAGUUAAAGAACUACAUACUUUAAUGAGAAAAUCCAGACGUGUCUGGAUCAGUAACGGUAAACCAAAAACUAAAUGUAACAUGUUCUUAAUUGAAUAUAAAAAAGCGAAGCGAAGUUUCAGGGCUGAAUUACGACGUGCUAAAAUUAUGUAGGAGCGUUCUCAAGAUACAAAAUUUGAGGAAGCUGCAGAUUU
Molecule: messenger RNA, 3248 nt
Organism: Owenia fusiformis
Lineage: Eukaryota; Metazoa; Annelida; Polychaeta; Sabellida; Oweniidae
Source: the annotation of a GenBank genome assembly